Opisthorchis viverrini is the source of this 366-nucleotide messenger RNA. RefSeq lists its product as hypothetical. The coding region runs from base 1 to 366 and encodes 121 amino acids. Lineage: Eukaryota; Metazoa; Platyhelminthes; Trematoda; Opisthorchiida; Opisthorchiidae. The transcript has a single exon. The record is from RefSeq and is a predicted model, not a curated record.
AUGUUGGCCAAACGCUUCGAACAAGAUUUACCGAUGUUUGAACUACUUAGUAAAUCGAACGAUGAGAUUCUGGCUGCGAUUCGUGGAGAAAGCGCGGUUUCUGCCAGUUCACCUACUGGGAAUGAAGCUGCUCGAGAGGCUUUAGCGAGAACAUGCAGCCAAAUCGAAUCGCUCAAAGCCGAUCGAAACAGCCUAACCGACCAGAUGAAUGCCAUGAAACUCUCGGAGGACUUCUGUAAGUGCUUCCAACUCCCUCCCAGUUACUUACCUGCUACUGUGUUUGAUGCAUUCUUCAUCUCGGAUUACCUCCUGUGUUUGUGGUUCUUUAUGGGCAACUUUGAUCCUCUUAGAUGGGUUGCUGUUUGA